GGCUCUCCCCCAACUCCAUAAACACAAAGUCACGACGGCGAGACAGCUGACUUUCACUAUCGCAAGGCUGUUCCCAUGAUAUCUUAGAGACGUUUAUUUCUCGCAGGGAACGAGCACGAAGCGAUCCGGGCCAAAGUCGUUUCGGCGAAGUAGCGCAUUGGUUAACGGUAGUGCCAUCUAACUGCGUCUACAAGUAGACUAGCAGAUAUAUCAUGCUUUUAAAUUUUGCCCUUGGUCUUCGCUGCAGCACGUGUAGGUUCAUCAGUUCAUCAGUUCAGCGACGUCAAGCUGAACCAUGGCAGAUAUGAUAUUCAAGUACCCAACUAUGAUUAGCUGUGGGGGCUAUUUCCAGAACUUGACCACCAAAAUCCUCGACGUGAGCCUCCACCAGUUCGGGCUGCAUAACUGACUUGUUUACCCUGUUACCCCUAUUAUAUAUAUCCACACAUAUAGAUCGCUCAAAUGAACGUCAAAAAGAACAUUAUCGCCCUUGUCACCGGCACCGUCGUCGGUGCGCUCGCUCGGCGACGAACCGCUAUCUGGCGUAUGCUUUACAGGAAGUUGCAGCUUCCUGUAAGCUCCAAGCAAGCGCCGACAAGGCAAAAAGCCGUCCUGCGAGUGCUUUAUCGUUGCCUUCCGACGCGACUGCGGAAUUUACGCGCAAUGAUCUGCAGCUGAUCACGGCCGACGCGACGCCUCACGCCGCCUCCACAAGCGGCGGUACCGCCAGCCCGAGCGCUGGCGAUAGAUGCCACAAGCGCCCGCAGCACCGUCAGCAGCAUCAGUGCCAUUGGCUCGGCCAGCUCGGCAACCCCUGCAGCCGCCAGCUCGCUGCAUGCUUCGGCUUCUGAGCACACACUGCCCAUGCAUACGAACCCGCUUCAGCAUGCAGGUCGCCGCCGCGCUGGCCCCCAAGCUGGAGUCCAGCUCGGACCGGGGCCUGCGGGGUGCGCCCGCGUCAGGCCAGCACUGCCCGGCUCGCUGCCUGGCGCUGUUCCGGCCAGGCCGCCAUCCAUGGCGCUGACGCCAGCGCUUGCAGCAGUUGCUGCAGCAGCUGUUGCGCUAGCAUGUGAGCUGAAGCGCGGCAGGGUUGAGGCACGGAUGGGCAGCAGAGCGAUGACCGCGCCGCCGCCUCUGUGCGCGGGGCAAAUGACCUGCUUGAUUGG
Messenger RNA from Chlamydomonas reinhardtii, 1166 nucleotides. RefSeq lists its product as uncharacterized. Lineage: Eukaryota; Viridiplantae; Chlorophyta; Chlorophyceae; Chlamydomonadales; Chlamydomonadaceae. The transcript is spliced from 4 exons. The record is from RefSeq and is a predicted model, not a curated record. Bases 836 to 1024 code for a protein of 62 amino acids.